Panonychus citri (citrus red mite) is the source of this 1128-nucleotide messenger RNA. RefSeq names its product ABC transporter G family member 20-like. Gene Ontology annotation, biological process: transmembrane transport. Gene Ontology annotation, molecular function: ABC-type transporter activity. Bases 1 to 1128 code for a protein of 375 amino acids. NCBI's taxonomy places the organism in Eukaryota, Metazoa, Arthropoda, Arachnida, Trombidiformes, Tetranychidae. Gene Ontology annotation, cellular component: plasma membrane. The transcript has a single exon. The record is from RefSeq and is a predicted model, not a curated record.
AUGACCCAUAGAUUGUGCCUUCGUCAGAAUAAAAUUAAAGGUCUAUUCUUAGGAUCAACAAUUGUCACCAUUUUCCUUAUCGGUUUGACUAUACUUUGUAAUGGUCGUACUCCGAUUGUGUCCAUUGGAGUGGUCAACAACGAACAGGAAAAUAAUGGUAGCAAAAUUUUUCUGAAUAAAAUCAAUCAACAAAUACUUCAUCUUGUCUCUUACAAUUCUAGUGAAUUGGCUCAUCAUGAUACACUAAAUGAUAAAUUAUCUGGUUACCUAACGAUUUCUAGUCAAUUUACACCGGAAUUAAUUUCCAAAUACACUUUUAACGACAAUAAACUGAUUGCUUCAAAGCCUGCGAUGGUUUUUAAUGGAGAUGCGAUCAAAUUAGUUGUUUUGAAUACGAUUACCUUUAUCUUGGAAUCAGCUUUAGAUGAAUCGUUACCAGAAAUCAUGAGUUCUUCAGGAAUUAAUCCAAUUCUUGGAUCACCUUAUGCAAUUAUCGUCGAUCCGAUUGCGAAAACCGACUCACUCAAUGAUCUUUACAAUUCUCGUAAUCACUGGAUACCAAAGUUCGUCGUGUUCUGGUCAUUUACAGUUACGAUUUUCCUUUCAACAUUCACCUUUUAUCGAGAUCGAAAUGAACCAUUUUUUGAUCGUAAUUUAUCAUCAGGAGCAACAAAAGGCCAAUUUGUUAUCGGUCAUUUUAUUACCUCUUUGGUCGUACCAUUGGUCAACAGUUGGCCAGUUUUACUUAUUUCCGUUUACUUUCUUGGUUUACAACAAAAAGGAUCACUAAUUAUCGUUUGGUUAAUCUACAUCUCGAACUGUUCAACAGCGAUCGUGAGCGCUUUCCUAAUUGCAUCAGCUCCUAUUGACGCUUUCUUUGUUUUCGUCCUCUCUUCUACUUAUGUUUUCUGUGGCCUCGCGUCAACGGGAAUUGUUUGGCCUUUCCAUGCACUUCCCUACUUCUUCAAGCCCUUCACCAAGUGGAUUCCCUUAACGGUGAAUUAUGAUUCCUUGAUUCGAGUGCUGUCACAUGGACACCCUUGGAACGACCCGGUGGUUCUGUGGGGAUUAGCACACAAUCUCGGAUACGUCGUAAUUAUCUUGAUGAUCGUCCGAUUCAUUUUAUAA